AUGAGGAACUCGAGCGAUGGGAAACCUCGGUCACCUCCAUUCAGACCAACGGCAAACGUCCCGAGACCAUAUUGGAAUACUGGAAACGCCAAUCGGACGGUGUGUCCGAAGAUACCGAAGAGGGACAUUGAGAUGCACAUUCCGUGUAAUGUCAAGGUAGGACUGGAAGAUGGCGACAUGGAAGGAUUCGAGCUCUUGGAUGGGUACUUCUCCGGUGAUAGUGACUUUGACGUUGAUGACGAACUCGACGCUUAGCAUUUCAGCCAGUUUUAGGGCUUCUUCGGCUCUUUUCUUCUUGUUCGCCUUGCGAUCGUUGCUUCUUAGCCUCACCGCUAGUUCAAUCUGCUCCUUUGGAGUGGGAGUUGGUUUCUUCUGAUGUCGAUUCCGUUGUAAGCCUUGAGGGGGCCCACUCUGGUUUUUUUGGCGGCACUAAUCAAUACCCGAGAUCGGGCAACUGCUCUUGC
This is a messenger RNA of Phytophthora nicotianae INRA-310, 464 nucleotides long. RefSeq lists its product as hypothetical. The coding region runs from base 1 to 255 and encodes 84 amino acids. The transcript is spliced from 3 exons. The record is from RefSeq and is a predicted model, not a curated record. Lineage: Eukaryota; Oomycota; Peronosporomycetes; Peronosporales; Peronosporaceae.